UUGAAAAUUGAAAAUCAAGAAUUUGAGAAUCAAGAAAGAUCGCUCAAUGAUUGAUUCUAGCAAGUGUACUGCAUUAAAAUAUAAAUAAAAAAUGGAAGAAGAUUUACCACCCCCUUAUGAGAGUUUGAUACCUAAAAGUGUAGCUGACAAAAUUGCAGCAAAACCUAAGAAGUUUGCCUUGUAUUCAAUUCUGAUAGUUCUGAUGAUAAUAUUGGUAUUUAUUUGUAUCAUAAUGUUCACCUUUUACAACAUGAAGACUGAUAGUAUUGCUAGUAAACUUGAUGGUCAUGUUGAGGACUUAUUGGACAGAAUUCAACGACUAGACUUGAGAGAAGGGCAGAACACGGCGGACAUUGCAUCCUUGACCUUAGAGAACACAGAACUUAAAAAUAAAUUAAGAAUCAUGAACGAGAAUAUUGCCAGAAUAGCAUCAGAGCAGGAUAAGAAUAUAACUGAGGUGAGAAAUCUAGCAGAAAAGCUGGAGAUAAGAACAAGAAACAUCUCCAGGGUCCUGGAGACACAGGACGAGAACCUUUCCUCCUUAUCCCAGACCCUGGAGCUCCUCCGCCAGGUUCAGGUUCAACUCCGUCCUGGGCAGGAUGCUUUAAAGAAAGUCCAGUUGUUGGAUCUUGGAGUACCCAGCUCUGGAAGCCUAAUCUCUCCUUGUACAUACGUACUUUAUGUUCUGGUGUACAUGUUAGUACAUACUAGUGUUUAUGACUGAGAUGUACUAAAAAGUGCGCAAUUUUACAUUUUUAAUAUUGUUCCUACCCAGGGGCAUACUAUUAAAAUGGGGAAAACUAAUGAAUUUUAAAGGAAACUUUUAUUUACGAUGAAAUUGUUUAAG
This is a messenger RNA of Eurytemora carolleeae, 847 nucleotides long. RefSeq lists its product as uncharacterized. Bases 92 to 724 code for a protein of 210 amino acids. The record is from RefSeq and is a predicted model, not a curated record. Lineage: Eukaryota; Metazoa; Arthropoda; Copepoda; Calanoida; Temoridae. The transcript has 6 exons.